Messenger RNA from Patella vulgata (common limpet), 4970 nucleotides. RefSeq lists its product as uncharacterized. Lineage: Eukaryota; Metazoa; Mollusca; Gastropoda; Patellidae. Bases 167 to 1114 code for a protein of 315 amino acids. Gene Ontology annotation, molecular function: protein binding. The transcript has 7 exons. The record is from RefSeq and is a predicted model, not a curated record.
AUUUGUUAAAAGUGUUUGAGAAGCGGGUUGGUGAGUGUUAGGGAGAAGGAAGUCUUUGUUGACAGCGUGUUGUCAAAUUUGUCUAUAAACAAGAUCAUAUUGUGGUUCACGGAUUGAACUAACUUCCCGUUUAUAUAGGCAUGUGUGUGCAGUGCUGCUGUUGAUAAUGGAGAUAUAUCAAGCUAUUUCGGACUUCACACCGCCAGUGGACAGCUCCAACAAAAACAUUUUGACAUUUUUGAAGGGUGACACAUUCGAGAUAUUUCAUAGUGGGAAAUUAACUGAUUGGUGGGGAGCAAGGUCAUUAAAAACUAAUGUAACUGGAUAUGUUCCCUCUAAAUAUAUGAAGUAUGUAGAAAGAAGAGUUGGUAAAUUACUUCCUGAUAAUUACAAGGAAGAAAAGGAAAAGAAAAUAAGACAUUUUGAAGACAUGCAGAAUAGUUUUUAUCCAAAUUAUCCAAUUCCGGAGACACCAACACCCGAUUAUGACUGUGAUGACAAUCUAGAUGAGAAAGAUGCUAAAGCAUUGACGUUCGUUCGAAAAUUUGAAAGUGUAUUGUCAAAUGCUGUCAUAGAAAAUAUUGAAAUACCAGAACCUGCACCCGAUUAUAACGAAGAUGAGGGUGAGUCGUUUCCACCCCCUCCACCACCAUUAGAUGUUGAAGAUAAUGGUAAUAAAGACUCUCUUGAGAGUAAAUUAAACGGUCAUCCUCCCACCGCAGCUAUGAAACCUCCACCGGAAGAUGAAAGUCCCCAGAUUCAACCUAAAAAAAUAAGCAAUCCAUGUCUUCAGUCUAGAGAAAGACAAGCCCUACAUAAAGAACUCUUACUUAAUUACAGAAGAGGUGUUAAUGUGUUACAAAAACCUGAAUUGAAUAAAAUUUUGGAAAAAAGAAAAGAAACACAGCGGCAUAAAGAAUGGGAAGAUCAACAUCAGUGUAAUAAAAGAACAAGUUUAGAAUUAAAAUUAGAAGAACGAGCUAAUAAAAUGAAAGAGGAAGAGUCCCAACGGAUGAAAUCUAUAUCAGAAAAGUCAGAGAAUGCACCUGAAUAUUUAAAAAUGCAUGCAAGAAUUACUCACAAAGCAGAAAACAAAAAUAAAAAUGUGACUUAAAAAAGUUUGAACAAGAGACAAUAGUCAUAUUGAUAUUAAACCAGGGUCCCAUUCUUAUUACCUCACCAACUCUUGUUGAUUCUUAAGUGUAAAGUUAUGGCUAGUAAUCAAGGCUUUCGAUAAUUACUUUUCCAUCAGAUGUGAGUGCGGAUUAGUAUAUGAAUUUGCAUCAUUUAUUUGAUGAUGAACAUCUAGAUAGUUUGCUAAUGCUAUAUGCAAAUUUGAUAUGUCAAUCAUUAAGUGUUAAAUUUCUAAAUAGUUUGCAACAUACAAUGAUGGACUUCUGGAUUACAACAUGCAUCUGGUUGACAAAGGCUAUUUUACUAUCAAGACAUCUGGGACUCUUAAUGUGUUAAACAUGCAUGAUUGGAACAUGUACGGUAAAAUGAAUAUAAAGAUGGAAAUAAGAAAUAUGUGUGAAUUAGAAUAAAUGAAACUGUGAUAACAGAAGUAUAGAUUUUAUAGAUUUAUGUGCAUUAAAGAAAGAAGAUUAGUAGAACACAAUAGAAGAACACAUUAUUGAUUGAUUAAAAAUAUUAUAAUAUGAUUUAAAAAAAAAAAAGAUGUCUAUUAUGUUCAUUUUCUUAUAUUUACAUCUGACAUUUUGUUUGAAGUCGAUGUUCAGAUCAUAUAAUCUUGACUAUCGAUAAUCAAAUUGUAUGUAUUGGUUUAGAGGGUUUAUUGUAUUGGAUUAUGCCGAAAAAUGAAUAGGAAUGUUUGUGUCUGGUUUGGGGGAUAUGUAGCCAUUUGGAAGAAAAUUGUCUGAUGUAGAUAGGACUCUUCCUGGCAGAAUAUCAUCAUAAUUGAAAGUUUGUUAGACUACAUUGUUGGAUAAUAUAAAAAAAAGUAUAAUUUAAUUUUAAUCACAAGAUGAUAAUUAAUAGGAUAUUUGUUUGGGGGUUUUAUUUCUUUUUAAAUUUAAAAUUUUUCACUCAUGAAUUAAUGUGGAUGUUUUUCAUUUAUCAUAAAUUAUAUAGUAUCUGUACACCCAUAGCUCCUGAUUUUGUUGAAAGUAUCUUAUUGUAAAAUAAACUUUAUUAAGAUAUGUGUAGCUGUCAUGCCAAAAAAAGACUUGCUUCUAGUAUGUGUUCAGGUCAAUAUGGUAUGUCUAAUAUGCAGUAAACAAUGGAGUAAUAUGAAAGAUACUGUAGUCUGGUGCAGGGUUAUACAUAUGGGCCACAGGUAUUGUAUAUAAAGCACGUAAUGGUGUGGUCAUAUAAGUCACUCAGUUCUAAAUGCACAAUUUAAUAUGUUUUAAAAUAUAUUUUCCUGUAAGUAUUUUAGAUAUUUGUGAUGUGUUUACCAAAUGUAAAACCAAAAAUUUGUUUUAAAAUCAUUAGUUUAUGUGUUGUUUCUUUUUUGUGCUUUUGUUAACAAAUCUUGUAAGCUUUUAAAAAUCAUUUCUCUAGAAAGGUCUAUAUUGCGUGUUGUAUUGCUUAUUGGAAUAUACAUUUAGUGGGUCUAAAGUUGCUCAAUUCAUGCAUGAACUAUCUAGAUUUUAGAUGGCAAUAAUGUACAUUUAAAAUGGAUGAAGGAAAAUUCAUGAAAGACUUCUUAAAAUAUCGACUCGGUAUAGAUAUUUAUUUAAGAUUGGCAUCUGAUUUAUUGUUCAUAAAUAUUUCAUAUGUAUUUUUUAUCGCAAUUAAUAAUGUAUAAAAUUAUUGUUUAUUUAAUCCAAGAGAUAACUGUACGUCAUUUUGAAUACUAUGAUUAACUGAAAAUGUGAAAAACUAUUUUUUUCUUCAAAUUUAUUUGAAAUAUUUUUGUAUGUUAGCAUGCAAUAUAUUAUAUUUAUUUUUCAAAUGUGAAAAUGAUAGUACAUGUACAUCUUCAUGUUUCUCUGCAUACCCACUUCUUUAACAACAGUUGUUGUAAUCCCAUUGAAAGUUAGGUUUAAUUUUUUUUUUUUUAAAUUUGGAAUUUUUUACUAUUUUGCAUGAAUUAAAUCAACCUUUAUGAAUUUUAAUAUAACUUUAUGUCUUUAUCUCAAUUGUGAGAUAUAAAAAUAUUAGAUGUAUUUCUUAAUUUGCAAUAUUUAAAUACAAUGUCAACCUCCAUGUUGAUUUUAGUUCACUGCUUGAUUAGUGAUAGUUUUGUUUCUUGACUUUGAUUCAAUGACAUUAAUAUCAACAUUAUCAAAGGAAACCUUAAACUUCUUUGAUUUGCAACUGUGGUUGUAUACUGUUGUUACCCCUGUCGGUCUGUAGACCAUGCGGUUCGUAAUACUGAACUCAUUUUUCAAAUUUUACUUUUCCAUAUUUUGACUUUGAAACAAUCUGAUUAAAACACAUAUCCUUUUUCGUUUUCGUUUUUUGUAGUUAAAAAUUUCAUUUUACUUGUCUUUACUACACUAGGAUGUGGAAGAGUUGUUAUAUAACCUGCAUUCUGGUUGAUGUGAGGGAUUAGCCGAUGAAGCUAUCUGUUGUGGCAAGUUCUUGGCAUGCAGUGCACGGAACUGUGGGUAUCCCAGUAGAAACGUCAACAGUAACACUGACGUCAUAGGUUAAAAGCCGCUUGUAUGACCCCUGAUGCUACCUCCCACUACAUCUGGUCAGAUCUUAAUGUAGUGGAGGCACUCAAAAGUAUAAAAAAACAAAACAAAAUGUAGAUCUGUUUUUUAAUUAAAUUGACUUUGAAAAAGAAUACAAGACAAUGUUAUUGAUAGAGUAUCCAAAACUGGGUGGUCUUGUUCAUUUAGGCCAAAGGAGAGACUCUAUAGAAACGCUGCAUUUUUCUUUUUCAUAUAUCAAGAGUUUGACCAUCGUUUCAUUUAAAUUCAUGAAAUCUUGUAAGCAUGAUACAGAAGAAAAUUUGAGAUGACAAUUCUUGGUGAGAUUGUUUAUUUGGGCAUCAAUAAGAUCUAUAUUCAAUAUGAAAGUUUUAGGAUUGCACAUAUCAAACACAAUUUCUGUGGGAUUUGUUGACAACGAUUUUGAAUCCAGCAUGGACAACUUGGGGCAUACAGUGUGCCUGAAAAGCACCUGUCUAUGUUUGCUAAGAAAAAUCUCAAAUUAGUCAUUAUUUAAUUGUUUUAUUAACAUUUAAUUAUGUUUUUAUUGCUCAUAUUUUAUCACUAUUAUAAAGGGUCCAAUUUACACACAAGUGAUACUGAAUAAAAUGAUUAGUUUAUUUACUAUGUAUGCAGUAUGGUAUUAAUGUAAGGGGCAUAUUAGGUUAAAUUGGAAUCUUUUAUUUUUUUUUAGAGCCGCCAUAGCCUAUUUAUUAACCUUGUUUAGUAAGAGAUAGAAUAUAUAUUUAAAGAUGGUUCCCUUGUAAUUUAUUCUUUUAAUAUAAAAUGUAAACAGACAUAUGUUAUAGAAUUAUCAUACUGUAUAUUAUUAUUUCUAAGGUCAGUAAAUCAUGAGAUACAACUAGAAUUUAGAGAUUUUAUUUUAGUCUAUAAAUUAAAUGUGUAUGUUGCCUGUAAAUUUCAAAAAACAAAGAUGGAUAUGUAGACUACUUCACCAGAUUAAAUAUCACAUUAUUAUUAUUCAAACUUAGACCCUGUAAAUUUGAACUGUAAAGUAUUUGCAGUCUCCUAAGAUUUAGUAAGGUGUUGAAACUGCAGUUGUUCAUUGUCUUGAAAGGACAGAAGAAAAUAAAAAUGAGAUACACCGAUGUCAUGCCUGCUUUCAUAAUCAAAUGUGUGUCCUUAAUAGAAGUUAUCUGUAAUUAUUUUCAAUAUGCUAUUUAUAUGUGAAUUAUUUUAUAUUUUAUGAUGUAAAAUGCACAACUAUUUAGAUCUAUAGAGAUAUUAUGUGGACCAGGAUUUGUUAUAAGAAUAUUUGGUUGUCAGCAAUAUGUGCGUUAAUUGUUAUAAUAAUUUAUCAAUAAAAUGUAUUUCUUUUUUAAUUAA